UCGUUGCUCGUUCAAACGGCUCUCGAUAUCGGCGGAAUAUCUCUCGAUUCAAAUCGCACGCAUUAUUCUCGUUCAACGAGGCUGCUUUUAUAAAGCAUAUAAACUUGACGCGACGUUGCGCGACAAAAAUCAUCGAACGAUUCGUAUUUAAUUAGAAAACGCAAGGUAUGCCCGGGGGUUUCGCUCUGACUCGAACGAACGGUCAGUUACGUCGAAGCAACAGAUUGUUAUGUGAAGAAGAAAGCCGGUGCGUGUAGGGAUGUAAUUUGUCAUAAUCAGGCCAAGAUAAAGAGCCGAAUUCCCGGUGAAUAAGAACGAUAUCGCUGAUAUAGAACCUACCGAAAAGUAGAAUGGUUCAUGUGGACGGAUAUAUCCCAUUUCCAUCCGGCGGACUGCCGAAAAGUCCGAGCUUCCAUCAGGGGUUGGCCUUAGCCACCGUGCUGCAAUCACGAGAAACGAAUAAAUCCUAUUUGACCAACUUCACUUCGCACUAUCAACCAUUACGACCCCUGUUAAUCGAAACACAACAAGGAAACGAGAGGGAAGAACUGUUCAUACAGAAGCUGCGACAAUGUUGCGUUCUAUUCGACUUCGAGUCCGAUCCGUUAUCGGACUUGAAAUGGAAAGAAGUAAAGCGUACAGCGUUACACGAGAUGGUCGAGUACGUUACCAAGAACAAAAACGUUAUUACAGAGGCGAUAUAUCCCGAAGCCGUGAACAUGUUUGCGGUCAAUCUAUUCCGCACGCUUCCCCCGUCGUCGAAUCCAAACGGAGCGGAGUUUGAUCCGGAAGAGGAUGAACCGACUUUGGAAGCGGCUUGGCCUCACUUGCAGCUGGUGUACGAGUUCUUUCUACGAUUGUUAGAGUCUCAGGAUUUUCAGCCCUCCAUUGCCAGACGAUAUAUAGACCAGAAGUUCGUGCUACAACUUUUGGAACUGUUCGAUUCGGAGGAUCCACGGGAAAGAGAUUUCUUGAAAACAACGCUUCAUAGGAUUUACGGGAAAUUCUUAGGGCUCAGAGCGUAUAUCAGGAAACAAAUAAACAAUGUUUUUUAUCGGUUUAUAUACGAAACAGAACACCAUAACGGUAUCGCUGAACUCCUAGAGAUUUUGGGAAGCAUAAUCAAUGGAUUUGCUUUGCCACUUAAGGAAGAGCACAAAAUAUUUCUAUUAAAGGUGCUCUUGCCUUUGCAUAAAGCUAAAUCGCUUUCCGUCUAUCAUCCGCAAUUAGCAUAUUGCGUCGUGCAAUUUUUGGAGAAGGAUCCAUCGUUGACCGAACCUGUUAUUAGAAGCUUGUUGAAAUUUUGGCCGAAGACACAUUCCCCGAAGGAAGUGAUGUUCUUGAACGAACUCGAAGAGAUUCUAGAUGUGAUCGAGCCUGCCGAAUUUCAGAAAGUUAUGGACCCAUUGUUUAGACAAUUAGCAAAAUGUGUUUCAUCUCCACAUUUCCAGGUGGCCGAAAGAGCUCUCUAUUACUGGAACAACGAAUAUAUAAUGUCCCUUAUAUCGGAUAACUAUUCGGUUAUUUUGCCAAUCAUGUAUCCAGCUUUUUACAGAAAUUCGCGAAACCAUUGGAACAAAACCAUACACGGUUUGAUUUAUAACGCGUUAAAACUCUUCAUGGAGAUGAAUCAAAAAGUAUUCGAUGAGUGUACUCAACAGUAUUAUCAAGAUCGUCAAAGAGAGAGGAAGCUCAUGAAAGAUAGGGACGAAGCAUGGAUGCGCGUAGAAGCUUUAGCGAUGAAACAUCCGAAUUAUAAUGCUACCGUGAAAGGUGUAAUAAAUACCAGUUCUUCUACCAUAUCGCAGCAACAAUUAGAUAGUCCUCCGCCAGAUGAAGAUGGCGACCCAGAUCAAACUCCGCUCACAUUGGAAAAGAUAGAAGCGAAAGCAAAUGAGGCAAAAAAAAUGACGAAUUCCAAUAAAACAAAGCCACUUUUGCGAAGGAAAAGUGACUUACCCCAAGACACGUAUACAAUGCGGGCAUUGUCCGAUCACAAACGCGCGGAUGAGUAUCUUGUUACGCCACCGGAUCCCAAUAAUUGCUAGUCUCUACCGCAGUCUAUUUCCAUGUAUCCUCUCUUUUGCUGCAGUGAUAUUGGGAGUUAGCUUUUUCGAAGAGAGCGAAAUGUAAACAGCGAUGAGUCGGAUCUAAUCAAUCAAUCAAUCGAACGGCAUCAUUCGACGACAACUGUCUAUCGGAGAGUUUGAUCGUAGAGAAAACACAACAACGUCGUAAUUAUCCCUCGCCCCCUCCCUUAUAUCAGAACUGUCGAGGUGUAUGUAAUGUUUUUUUCUUUGUACGGUAACGAAAAAAAAAAAGCUUUCUCUCAUUGCACCCAGCACUUUUCGGAAGAUGUAUCCGUGUCCGUAGUAAUCUAUAAAAGGAAAAGAACACAGGUUACUUCCUAUAUACUCUUCGAGUUGAUUUACAUAAGGUAUCGCGAGAGUUAUGCAGAUAUUACAUACUCGCUAUUAAAAAAUCAAGAAAAUGUGAAUGAAACCUAGGUAAAUAAGGGUCCUAAGUAUAUAUAUAUAUACACACAUACAGAGUAUUUUAUAAAUUAUAGGUUUCUUGCGUAUGGAGAAAUCUAUCGCUGACAAUAAGACAGUUUUUCUCAUUGAUAAGUAAUUAAGCCAGCGUACGGUGUUCGAAGUUGAAUUUAACAACAAAAAGGUCUGUUUACUAAUGAUUGUUUUAAGAAGGUUGUCUUGCUUUUAGCGGAGGAUUUUCUUCAUAUCAUAGGAAUUUAUGGUUUAUCAAACACCUUCUAUACAGAGUGAUUCUAGUUAUCGAGCCAGGCUGUACGUCUAUUGUAAGUGAAGACGGAAAAAAAGAUGAUAGAUAGAAACUUUGUAUGAUUUAACUAGUAUUAUUAACAUUGUAUAGAUUGUUUUUGUUAAUGAAAUUAUAUGAUUCCUUUUCCCCCCAUGUAAAAGGAGGUGUUCAGUACAGUUUUUUCUUCACUUACAAUAAAGUUAUAGUUCAUUUCGGUCGCCAGAAUCAUCCUGUGUACAUACUCUAAAAUAAAAAGAAAUUUUAUACGAAUUCAAAAGGGGUCAGAAAGAAAAUGACCAUGUGCUUGAUGUUGUAAUAAAAGAAGAAUUUUAGUAUGCAAGUUUGAGGCGCUACUCUUCUGAGCGAAGUUUCCACUGACGCGUAAACGACAGACAUUAAUAAACACAAGUGAUAUAUAGUUGCUUCAACGCUACCAGCUCAUCAUUUAGCAGCAAACAAACAAACCAAAAAAAAAAGGAUAUAAAAAAAGAUUACAAAAAAAUUCGCAAAAAGAAGUGAAAACGUCGUUUUUAGAGUUAGAUGAACGUGAUAGCACUAUUUUAGAAUAUCAAUUGUUAUAAAUCUGAAUAUUCCUGAACGUACUACUUUUAUAUCUGUCGUGCCUAGAUGCCUGUGGAACGCAUUCGCAAGAAUCGCCUCUGCCAGAGGCCUAUAAUUAAGAGUCGUUAAAAAAAAAAAAAAAAAAAAAUAUAAAGAAACAAAGCAACGAGUUACACGUGACGUUACCGAAUAGUAUAAAUUGACAUCAUGAAUUUUUUCAGGAACGCUUAUACGUACGUUGUGUCGUUGCCUCGUAAGUUUUUGCGGUUAUUUGAAACAAAAUAAAAGAAUAAAAAAGAAGUUAUAUACUAGUUUGUCGCUGACAAAAAUGAAAAGGCAAAAAAAAAAAAAGAAAAAGAAAUGCGAAGAAUAGAAACAAAUGAUGAAGAUUUAAAAAAAAAGAGCGUACUAAGUGAAAUGUCUUUAGUCUUUGCGCUGCUGGCAGGCUGUUAUGUUAAACAUUGUAAGGGAUGAACUUGUUGAGAAUAGAUACGAUUAGCACGUACAUAUUAUUAAAUGACGGAAAUUAAAACCAAAUGAGAUAAAUAUUAAAAAAAAAAAAAAUAAAGAAGAAGAUUAUUUACUAUUUAAUCGUCCCUUCGAAGAAAAUGAAUGGCUGUUUUUGUUACGGAAACCAUUCGCAAUAUGAGUAUUCUUGUCGAUAAUAUGCUUUUAUUAUUAUCAAGUACAGUGUAAUCUCGAUGGGCCUCGUGAAUGUAAAUCUUAAAAAGAUUUUAUUAAAAU
This is a messenger RNA of Osmia lignaria (orchard mason bee), 4083 nucleotides long. RefSeq names its product serine/threonine-protein phosphatase 2A 56 kDa regulatory subunit gamma isoform. Gene Ontology annotation, biological process: signal transduction; protein dephosphorylation. The record is from RefSeq and is a predicted model, not a curated record. Gene Ontology annotation, cellular component: cytosol; nucleus; protein phosphatase type 2A complex. Gene Ontology annotation, molecular function: protein phosphatase activator activity. Lineage: Eukaryota; Metazoa; Arthropoda; Insecta; Hymenoptera; Megachilidae.